Molecule: messenger RNA, 900 nt
Organism: Anthostomella pinea
Lineage: Eukaryota; Fungi; Ascomycota; Sordariomycetes; Xylariales; Xylariaceae
Source: the annotation of a GenBank genome assembly
AUGAAGCUUUAUGCUUCUGGCUUUAACGGCUGGCGGCAGCUAGAGUUCAAAGCGAACAAGGAAACGAACGAGCCAGACGAUUUCGCCUCGUUCCAGCUAGUUCUGUCGGGCAGUUCUAUAGGCCGUCCAUGGUCCUCAAUGUCAUGGACUCUUGUCCGAACGGACGCCGGAAUACAGCAUGCAGGCUUUCCUGACGAAGCCAUCCGAUCGUCUAGGCUCGAGGACAAGCUACUGUCAUCACUAGCAGCUAGAGCAGGGAACGGCAUCGUCGCAGAGUAUCAUACGACCGAGAAGACCAUUCACCAGCAGCCAUCACCAUUUUCGUUGACCCAUGGGAGUGAGGCCCGGGUAUUUACUGGGCUAGGAGUAAUCGUCCAGUUGGAAGCGUACGAAACAGGGUUCGUAGCCUUGACUGAGGACGGCCGUGUGUGGACUUGGGGUGAUGAGCGGUAUGCCGCCUGCCUCGGAAGGGAAACACAUUCAAGUCCAGCAGAAACGCCAGGGGUCGUGGAGGAACUCGAAGGCCUGCCAUCAGGCAAGAUCACAAGAAUUGCCGCCGCUGGCUACAUCGUUCUCGCGCUGACGGAAGGGAAUGAUCUCUACGCGUGGGGUGGUCAUCCAGGCCGCCGGGCUAUCGUGGAAGGCUUGUCGGAGAGCCCAAUGCCCAUCGUCGUCGAGGAAUGCGACAUAUUAGACUGUUCCGUUGGCGAGUCACAUGUUAUCGUGCUCACUACAAACGGUGAUGCAUACCUCAUUGGUGACAAUACGAACGGUCAGCUAGGGCUGCCUAUAGACAAGGCGACUACAUGGAUGAAAUUAUCGGCAAUUCAGGAAGAGGGACAUCCUGUAGUGGCUGUCAGAGCAGGACAGCGAAGCUCGUUCAUACUGACAGAAGGAUAA